Messenger RNA from Engraulis encrasicolus (European anchovy), 6148 nucleotides. It is a transcript of the gene pdcd11, whose product is annotated as programmed cell death 11. The transcript has 38 exons. The record is from RefSeq and is a predicted model, not a curated record. Gene Ontology annotation, biological process: rRNA processing. Gene Ontology annotation, cellular component: nucleolus; small-subunit processome. NCBI's taxonomy places the organism in Eukaryota, Metazoa, Chordata, Actinopteri, Clupeiformes, Engraulidae. Bases 100 to 5685 code for a protein of 1861 amino acids. Gene Ontology annotation, molecular function: protein binding; RNA binding.
CGUCUUCCAUGAACAUGUGAGAAUUCACCUAAGCAGGGCAUGAAUGAUUAGGAAUUAUUGAAGAAAGUUAAUCGAUUAUCUGGGUUAAAACUUUAAGUCAUGGCCUCGUUGGAAGAGGACUUUCCCCGUGGAGGGACAACGAAGCCCACGCAGACAGCCAAGCCGGAGCAACCUCGUACUGAGGUGGACAACCUCUUCCAGAAUGAACCCGAGGUGAAGAAGAAGAGGAAGAAACCGCAGGAUGAUGAUGAUGAUGAGGAAGCUGCCAAGAAAGCCAAGAAGACCAAAGACGACGCUCUGAAGCUCAACGCCACCUCCAAUGUGAACAUCCUUCACAUGAAAGAUCUGAAGGUUGGCACGAUGAUGCUGGGCUGCAUCAAGUAUGUGAAUGACUUUGAGAUGGUGAUUGGCCUUCCCAGCGGCCUGACCGGCUUCAUGCCCAUCACCAACAUCAGCGACUCCUACACCAAGGCUAUCAGCGACAAGCUGAACAGCGGAGAGAACACAGAGGACUUCACAGCCCUGCCCCACCUUUUCAGCCCCGGUGGUGUGGUGCGGUGUGUAGUGUCUUCUUUAGAGGAGAAUAAAGGAGGCAUGACCAUCACCAAGCUGUCUAUCAACCCCAAGGAGGUCAACAAGGCUCUGACCGCAGGCUCCCUCAAGCCAGGCAUGGUCAUCAGUGGAAGUGUGGAAAGCAUUGAGGACCAUGGAUACCUCAUUGACAUUGGGCUCACCACAACUAAGGCCUUUCUACCCAAGCCAGCAGCAAAAUCCUCAAAAGAAGACCUCAGGGUGGGGGAGUACCUGGAGUGUCUGCUGGAGGAGGUGAAGAAUGAGGGCCGUCUAGUGCGCCUCUCAAUGGACCCGGCUGUCCUCUCAGAGGCUGUGACCGAGACCAAGCACGGCUGGACCCUCAGCAACAUCUGCCCAGGGCUACUGGUCAACGCCACCAUCAAGAAGGUGACUAACCAGGGUCUCUUUGUGGAGUUCCUGUCGUCCUUCUCUGGGACGGUGGAUGCCCUGCACCUGGACUCAGACAAGGCCUCUUCAUACAAAGUUGGAGACGAGGUGAUGGCGCGGGUGCUGCACGUGGACCCCACCAAUAAGCAGGUGGCCCUGACCCUGCGCAGCCACCUCCUGCCCCCAGGGGGCAGCGUGCUGGAGCACGUGCAGAGCGAGCGCGUCGGGGAGGUGGUGGAGGGCUGCAAGGUGGUCGCCGUACACUUCCACGCCGGGGCCAUCAUCCAACUGCCUGACGGAACGCAGGCUUUUGCUCAUAAGAACUUUUGUAAGGAGCCCAAGGAGGCGUACAACCCCAACGGCCUGAAGGGCCAGGAGUCCAUCACCUGCCGCAUCACCGAGUACAGCGCCCUGGAGAACAUGCACCUGGCCAGCCUGCGCAAGAGUACCAUUGAGGCCCGGUUCUUCAGCUACAGUGACAUUAAACCAGGACAAGUAGUAGAGGGCACCAUCACCAGCCUGGUGGCCCACGGGCUGCAGGUGAAGGUGACGGACUACAUCAAGGGCCUGGUGCCCCGCAUACACAUGGCCGACGUCACCCUCACCAACCCCGAGAAGAAGUUCUCACCGGGGGACAAAGUCAAGUGCAGGGUGUUGUCGGUGGACGUGGCCAAUAGGAAGCUGACGCUGACCAGGAAGAAGGGCCUGGUGGACUCGUCCCUGCCCGUCUUCUCCAGCUACGCGGAGGCGCGUCCCGGCCGCGUGGCCCACGGCUUCAUCGUCUGCGUCAAGGACUUCGGCUGCAUCGUGCGCUUCUACAACGACGUCAAAGGCCUGGUGCCCACGCGCGAGCUCAGCACCGAGUACGUCACGGCCUCCGAGCAGCUCUUCUACGUCGGACAGGUGAUGAAGGCCAAGGUGCUGCAGUGUGACCCGGAGAAUGAGAGGCUGCUGCUGUCCUUCAGGGCGGUGGUGGAGGGGGACACUGAGGACCAGGAGAAGAAGAAGAAACAACACAAGGACACAGCAGAGAAGGAGGAUGGCAGCUUUGAAUAUGAGAUUGGAAAGGCAGUGGAGGUGCGCGUGGUCAGCAAGACCAUGGACGGCCUGAAGGUGGCCAUCCAGCCCUCCAACACGCCCGCCUUCCUACCCACGGUGCACCUGUCCGACCACUCCUCCAACUGCCUGCUGAUCUACCACGCCCUGCGCGAGGGAGACACCGUGGCUGACGCCGUGUGCCUCAACAAGGCCAAACACGUCAUCACCCUGACCAAGAAGCCCCUGCUGAAGGCCUGCAUGGAGCAGGGCGCGGCCGCCACCGAGUUCUCGGGCCUGGAGGUGGGGCUGGAGCUGACCGGCUGGGUCAAGAACAUCAUGCCCUACGGAGUCUUUGUGGAGUUCCCACACGGCCUAUACGGCCUGGCACCCAAAGCUUCCAUGAGCGACUGGUUCGUGACCUCCUCGGCGGAGGUGUUUGUGAUGGGCCAGACGGUGCGAGCCAAGGUCACCAACCUGGACGAGGAGAAGAGGCGCUUCCUGGUCAGCCUCAAGGCGUCUGAGCUCGGCGGACCAGAGGGAGAGAUGCAGGAGAGGCUCCUCAGGGGCCUGGAGGAGAGGAGGACAGCCAUGGACAUGAUCUGCCAAAGAGAUGAGUCUGAGGUGCUGCAGCAGUUGUCCUCAGUGUGUGUGGGCGCUGUGCUGAAGUUGACGGUGGAGGAGGCGAGGGAAGACGGCUCCUGCUCCCUGCUCUCAGAUGACCUGCCCAACGUGCCCAUUACCGCCACACAACACCACCUCACUGGUGUGACGGUGACCUCUGGCCAGAAGGUGAAGGUGGUGGUCCUCCACGUGGACCCGGUGACCCCCCACGUCCACGUCUCCCUCCUGCCCGCCCUGCUCGCCAAGAAGCACACGUUGGAGGUGGGUUCCCAGCACGACGCCCUGAUCCAAUACAGUGACAAAGACUUCGCCGUGGUCUCCCUGGGCGACAUGGCCAACGUGACCGUGGUCCCCGUGACGACCAGCCUCAACCAGACCUUCAUCGGCGAGGAUCACCAGCCCAACCCUAGCAAGAAGCUGAGGGGAAAGGUGGUGGUGGUGGAGGCCUCCAGCCAGGCCCUGGGUGGGCUUCCCCUGGUGAGCCGAGAGGACCAGAGGCAUGGGAAGGCACAGGCCAAUAAGAAGAGGGAGAGGAAGUCCUCGGAGGCGCGCUGCAACACCGCACACAGCUACCGCUUCGGGGACCUGGUGACGGCCGUCGUGAGCUCCAUCAAGCCCUUGCAGGUGGGGCUGACUCUGCCGGGUGAUGUGUCGGGCAUGGUGCACAUCUCGGAGGUGAAGGAGGAGCCUGAGCAGGGCAGCUUCCCCACGCGCUCCCUGCAGGUGGGGCAGGAGGUGCAGGCCCGCGUCAUCGGGGGCAGAGACGUACGCCACCACAAUUACCUGCCCAUCAGCCACAAGAGCUUUGUCCACUCCCAGCCUGUCCUCUCCCUGUUGCCAAGCAAGUUGACUGCUGAGAAGGAUGUCCUGGAGAAGGAACUGGAGCUGGAGGACCUGAAGCCGGGACAGGAGAUCACCUGCUACGCCUCACAGUAUCUCCCAGCCAUCAAGUCUCUGGAGGUGUACGUGAACGCCAAGAUCACCGGCACCGUAGGCCUGCUGGCCAUGACCACCAAGAUCAAGGAUGCCAAGAGGCCUCAGAAGAUGACCAAGGAGGGCGAGACCCUGAAGGCCAAAGUGGUGUCCGUGGUAACAGAACCCAAACCGCAGCUACGCCUCUCACUCAAUGGGACGCACGAGCUGUCGGCGGGGAGCGUUGUCAUGGCAGCGGUGCACGCCAUCAAGCCGCACGCGGGCCUGUCCCUGCGCCUGCCCUUCGGGGGGAAGGGCUGGGCCUCCAUGCUGGAUCUGGAGGACAGCUACACGCCAGAGCCGCUCCAGCAGUUUCAGGAGGACCAGCUGCUCAAGUGUUCCAUUCUGGAAGCCAAAGAACACAAGUACCAUGUGUCCCUGAGGCCAUCAAGGACGCACCCAGACAGGAAGCUGCCGGUUGCGGACGUGGAGGUGAACUCUGUGGAGGAGCUGAAGGAGGACCAGAUCCUGCGGGGCUACAUCUCCCUGGUGGCAGAAAAGGGCAUCUUUGUCAGGUUAUCCAGGAACAUCACUGGGAGGGUCCAAUUCAAGAAGGCCUCUGAGUACUUUGUGAAGGACAAGAGCAUAUACGCGAAACACAUCCCCAAAGACAAGCUGAUCACCGUCAAAGUCCUCAGUGUGGACAGCGAGGCUGGUCAUGUGGAUCUGUCGGCCCUCCCCGCGGACACUGGCAAGGGAGACCUGCUGCCCGACUCCCUGCAGCUGCCCUACAAGAAGUACCUGAAGAAGAAGAGGAAGAGGAAGAUCACCGAGACCGUGGCAGGAGAGGCCGGCACCACGGAGGAACCGGCGGCGAAGAAGAAGAAAAAGAAGAAGAAGCCGAGCAGUGGGGAGGAGCACGACAGCGGAGUGGAGGUGUACUUCAGAGAGGAGGAGACGGAGGAGGCCCCCGAGAAACCCGCCAAGAAGACCAAGGUUGAUAAGCCCAAGGACGACAAGCCCAAGGCCAAGGAGGCCAAGUCCAAGACCACCACCACCUCCUCCUCCUCUUCCAGCGCCACAGAGCCAGCGCGUCUCCAGGUGUCUGCAGGCUUCUCCUGGGACGCCACCCUCAGCUCCCUGCGGCCCGCCACCACGGCUGCAGCCACCACAGACCUGCGCUCCAGCGAUGAGGAAGAAGAAGAAGAAGAGGAGGAGGAACAACCCACAGAGAAGAAGUCCCAGAAGAGGAGCCGCAAGGCGCAGGAGGAGGAGUCCAAGCGCGAGGAGGAGGAGCUGCGGCGGCAGGAGGCGGAGCUGAUGGACCCGUCGCAGCGGCCGCAGAGCGCGCACGCCUUCGAGCGUCUGCUGCUGGCCUCGCCCGACAGCUCGCUGCUCUGGCUGCAGUACAUGGCCUUCCACCUGCAGGCCACCGAGAUCGAGCAGGCGCGCGCCGUGGCCGAGCGGGCCCUCAAGACAAUCUCCUUCAGGGAGGAGCAGGAGAAGUUGAACGUGUGGGUGGCCCUGAUGAACCUGGAGAACAUGUACGGCUCGGAGGAGAGCCUGCAGAAGGUGUUUGAGCGCGCCGUGCAGUACUGCGAACCCAUGCCCGUCUACCAGAGACUAGCGGACAUAUACGCCACGUCUAACAAGCUCAAGGAAGCGGAGAGCCUGUACAACAGCAUGGUGAAGCGUUUUCGAGCGGAGCAGGCCGUGUGGCUGAGCUACGGCACCUACCUGGUGAGGCAGGGCCAGAGCGACGCCGCCAACGCCCUGCUGCAGAGGGCGCUCAAGAGCCUCUCCAACAAGCAACACGUGGACCUCAUCAGUAAGUUUGCCCGUCUGGAGUUCCGCUACGGGGAUAAGGAGCGCGGCAAGGCCAUGCUGGAGAAGGUGCUGAGCACCUACCCCAAACGAACGGACCUCUGGAGCAUCUUCAUCGACCUCAUGAUCAAGCACGGCAGCCAGCAGGACGUCCGGGAGCUGCUGGACCGCGUGAUCCACCUGAGCGUGUCGGUGAAGAAGAUCAAGUUCUUCUUCAAGCGCUACCUGGACUACGAGAAGAAGCACGGCACGCCCGACACCAUCCAGGCCGUCAAGCAGAAGGCCCUGGAGUACGUAGAGACCAGGGGAGGAGCAGAGGAGGCUAGCUAGAGCACACACAAACACACACACACACACAGACAUACACACACACACACACACACCAUCCAGGCCGUCAAGCAGAAGGCCCUGGAGUACGUAGAGACCAGGGGAGGAGCAGAGGAGGCUAGCUAGAGCGCGCGCACACACACACACACACACACACACACACACACACCAUCCAGGCCGUCAAGCAGAAGGCCCUGGAGUACGUGGAGACCAGGGGAGGAGCAGAGGAGGCUAGCUAGAGCGCACACACACACGUGCGCACACGUGCACACAGGCACAGUUAUUGUCACUAUACACAUGUGAAGUUAGACUGAAAGGAAGCACCUUCUUAUCACAGCAUCAGCUGGUUAAACAGGAGUUACAGGAAAUGUCAUCCCUCACCCUCCACUUCACCUCAUCUGUCUCUACACCUCCACUCCCUCCACCCCUCUCCACUCCUUAUUCAUCCCUCUCUCUCCACACACAC